CAGAAGCGGCUGUUGAUGCCAGACGACCUUUCGCACCUCAAGGCAAGCAUUUGCAUUGCACUGUGCCAUGAUGAUUGCCUUUUCUUGGCUCUGAUCUUGGUUGGAUUUUUCAGUCUGCACCGGUUAGGUGAACUGGUCUGGCCUGAUGAUCCCUCACUUUAUUCAUCGUGCAAACUCAUUCAUUGCCACUCUGUCAAGGUCACUGCAACAUCCAUCACAUACAUGCUGCCUAUGCACAAAGUGGACUGCUACUUCACCAGUAGUGAGGUCAUCAUUGAACACCGCAUUGACCGCCUCGACCUAGGCGCACCUUUUCUUGCUUACCUUGCACCUUGCAAUGCUCUUUUCUCCUUUGAAUUGGUGCUGUUUCUGCAGCAUGAUGGUCUUGUGCCAACACAAGGCUGGUACCUUUCACGCCUGUGGGCCAUGGUUGGUGACUCAGUGGGUGGCCAUUCUUUGUGUCCAGGUGGGGCAACUUUCUUGGCUUCGCUUAGUUGCCCUGAUGGUCACAUUCAAGCUUCAGAUCGUUGA
Molecule: messenger RNA, 531 nt
Organism: Phanerochaete carnosa HHB-10118-sp
Lineage: Eukaryota; Fungi; Basidiomycota; Agaricomycetes; Polyporales; Phanerochaetaceae
Exons: 1
Source: RefSeq, a predicted model, not a curated record